Messenger RNA from Trichomonas vaginalis G3, 804 nucleotides. Its product is annotated as ribonuclease inhibitor domain-containing protein. The record is from RefSeq and is a predicted model, not a curated record. Lineage: Eukaryota; Parabasalia; Trichomonadida; Trichomonadidae. The coding region runs from base 1 to 804 and encodes 267 amino acids. The transcript has a single exon.
AUGGAAUCAAUUACCCUAUCAGAAAGUGCAAGCGAAGUAGGAAUUUACGCAUUUUCUAACAAUGAAAAAUUAUCCAUGGCAGAUUUCGGUUCCAGCUCAUUGAAUUCUAUUCCAGAAGGAUUGUUCUGCAACUGUACUAGCUUAGAAGCCAUCAUAUUCCCUGCAAAUAUCGAUCUAAUCGGUCCAGAAUCCUUCAAAAAGACGAAAUUACCUUUUGUCAAGUUCCCUGAGACGGUUUUAGACGUAGGAAAGUCCGCAUUCAGCGAAUGUUACAAUCUGCAAGAGGUAGAUCUGUCUAAAACCAACAUUGUCAAAGUAAAAGAAUCAACUUUCUCUAAAUGCUCGAAAUUAGCGAAAGUUCAGCUUCCAAGUAGCCUCAGAAUAAUAGGAAGUGCAAGUUUCGCGCUUACAAAUAUCCAGGAAAUUGCAUUUCCAUCCACAUUAACUGUAAUUGGCUCUGCAUCGUUCGCCUAUUGCUCCAACCUCCAGAAAAUCAUUUUAUCCAACACAAUAAUCAAGGCAAUCAAGCAGAGCGCGUUCGAAGGUUGCUUAAAUUUGGAUGAAAUUGAUUUGCCAACAAGUUUGGCAAAUGUCGGCCAACAGAUAUUCCUCGGAUGUUCUAAGUUGUCGAAGAUUAAGUAUGGAGGCUUAAAUGACUUAGAAAGUGAACAAUAUUUGCCAAAUGACGUAGAAAUUAGUUUACCUGACUUGUUUACAGGAUCAAGGUUCUUGGGACAUGAUGUACAUUACGACAAAGUUAAAAAGAUAUAUAGAAUCAAGAUACCUGAAAAUAAUCGCGAAUGA